UGAGACCCAAAUAAGCAGCCGUAGUCCUAGACAAACCGACCCAAAAGCCUUAACGAGGCGACGCGCGCUCCUGCGCACGGCGAUCGAGGUGGAGCCAGGCUCCCCGGGACACGCCCCUCCUCACGGGUCUCCCGGUCGGCGGGCGAGGCGCCCAGUGAAGUUGUAAUGAUACAGCCGACAACAUCUGUGUGAGUGAGAUGCAGCCCUACUAACUGCACUCCAAGUCAUAGUACAACCAGCGAUGGCGAGGUCAAAGGCGAGGGUGUACACGUGUUUCGCGCUGACGACGCUCUUCGUGGUUGCAGCAGUUGUGUGUAUUGCCGUUCUUGCGAGACGUGAGAAGUGUCCAACUGGUGCUUUCCUAAAGGCUGCAGCGGCCGCAGACUCCAGGAAAUGUUCCGAGGUUGCACGGGACAUCCUUCAAAGAGGGGGCUCGGCGGUAGAUGGCGCCAUUGCCGCGCUGCUGUGCACGUCCGUCAUGAACCCACAGAGCAUGGGCAUAGGAGGGGGGUCCAUAUUCACGGUGAUGGACAGAUCUGGGAAAGUGAAAAUCAUCAACUCCAGGGAGACAGUGCCCAGGAAGUUCAACUCCAACCUGCUGAAGUCUUGUUCCAACACACUCUCAAACUCAGGUAGCCAGUGGAUUGGAGUCCCGGGGGAAAUUCGAGGCUAUGAGCAGGCACACAGGUUGUAUGGGAAGUUGCCGUGGGCGACCCUCUUCCAGCCGACCAUCCAGAUGGCCAGACGCGGCUUCCCCUUGCCUCCGGUCCAAGGUCGAUACGUCUCGUACAUCAAUGCGAACGACACCCAGUCACUGCGGGAGUUGUAUUCGGACGAGAAUGGAAGGCUGCUGAAGACGGGGGACACUGUGAAGUUUGAGAAGCUGGCAGACACCCUGGAGACGAUUGCCGAGCACGGGGCGAACGCCUUCUACACUGGGCCAAUAGCUGAGAACUUAGUGCGUGACAUACAGGAGGCAGGAGGAACGCUCACCGUGCAGGACUUGGCCGCCUAUACAGUUACAGUGAGUGAUGCGUGGGCUGUUCCUGUGGGAGAGUACCAGAUGUACAUCCCCCCGCCCCCCGCAGGAGGCAUCAUCCUCAGUCUCAUCCUGAACAUCCUGAAAGGUUAUGACAUGAACUCAGCGUCUCUGAGGGGGGAACAAAAGACGCUGACUUAUCACCGCUAUGCUGAAGCUUUUAAGUUUGCUAAUGGCUUGAAGAAAAACAUCCGGGAUCCAGAAUUUGGCUCAGAAGAAGCGGCCAGGCGAUUAUUAGAGGAGCGCUUUGCGGAGCACAUACGGAGCCUGAUCAGCAGCGACGAGACUCACGAGCUCCAGUAUUACAACGUCACCCCGCAUUUGGACGGCAUGGGCACCACGCACGUGUCUGUGCUGGCUGAGGACGGAUCCGCCGUGUCUGUCACCAGCACCAUCAACCACAUAUUCGGCUCCAAGGUCUUCUCUGCGAGCACCGGAGUCAUCCUCAAUAACGAGCUGUCGGACUUCUGCGGCAGAGCCGAUAACAUCUUCCCUGGGGAGCAGCCUCCCUCCUCCAUGGCCCCCGUCGUGCUGAAGUCUCCAUCCAGGACGCUGGUGGUCGGGGCGUCUGGUGGGAGCAUGAUCACGACCGGGAUCUCCUCCAUGCUCAUAAACCACCUAUGGUUUGGGAAGAGCCUCAAGGAGGCCAUUGCGGCUCCCGUCGUUUUUGUGGACGCUCAAAAUGCGCUAAAGUUCGAACCCGCCUUUGACAAGAGUGUAAUAGAGGGCCUCGAAGCGUUGGGGCACAAACGUGAAAAUGCCACUUUCUUCUACAACGUGGUCAACGUCGUGGAGAAGGACGGCGACUGCAUCUGUGCGGCGUCCGACGCCAGGAAACUGGGCGAAGCCGCCGGUUACUGAGACCAGGAAACAGCGACGCUGCUCUGAAGGAAGAGACCUUCCUGUUGUUGGAACAGCCUCAGCUGCAUUACAUUGACUGUUACACUGGAGCUGUUAAUAGUGUUUAUCUCAACAUGCUGUAUAUGAAUUUUAUUUAUUAUACAGCUUGCUUUCCAGUAUCCAAUUGAAGUGUGAUUAUAUACUAAAUAGAUACUAUAUAAAAUAUCUUACAUGUUUUUUCUUAUUAUUAUUAAAGACAAAAUAUGACUGCC
Messenger RNA from Betta splendens (Siamese fighting fish), 2151 nucleotides. RefSeq names its product gamma-glutamyltransferase 5a (gene ggt5a). NCBI's taxonomy places the organism in Eukaryota, Metazoa, Chordata, Actinopteri, Anabantiformes, Osphronemidae. The transcript is spliced from 12 exons. The record is from RefSeq and is a predicted model, not a curated record. Gene Ontology annotation, molecular function: glutathione gamma-glutamate hydrolase; leukotriene-C(4) hydrolase activity. Bases 242 to 1900 code for a protein of 552 amino acids. Gene Ontology annotation, biological process: glutathione catabolic process; inflammatory response; leukotriene D4 biosynthetic process. Gene Ontology annotation, cellular component: plasma membrane.